AGGAAAUAGAAGUACUCCAGAAAGUUUACAGUCUGCUGAUUAAGCUUUGGAACAAAAAUUAAGGCUAAAACCGUGUAAAGAAGCUGCUGCCGAAGCUGCUACAGAAACCAAUGUCUUUGUGCUUUCCGGCCAACGACUGCAGGACACUUUAUAUUCAGGAAUACAUAAAAAACAGCAAAGUGGAGUCAAGUACAUGCAGCUUCAUGGGCUUGGAAGAUCACCUGGGGCAUGAUGAAGGCCACCUUCAUGUGGAAAGCCCUGUGACACAGAUACGUGCCAUUGUACCUUGGCCAAUGGUGGAGAAACCAACAAUGGAUAGAAUUAACUCUAGGAAGGAGGAUGCUGAAAAGGAGGUGCCUGAAGAGACUGGAAGCUCCAGUUGUGAUUCAGAAGAAAGCACGAAUUCGGACAACGAACCGGAGAGAUCGGGCAGCGUGGCAGUCGAUUCUUGCUUGUUAACGAAAGUCCACAGACGGCUAUGUAGGUCUCCCUGCCCAGAACCUCACAGACUCAAACGCGGUGAAAUCUUCCAAGAUCUUAAGACAGAGGAAGUUCCCACGACACUUAAGGGCGUGACGAAGCCUCCUGACGUAGUGAAAGAAUACCAAACCAAACUGGAGUUUGCACUUAAAUUAGGCUACUCCGAAGAACAAGUUCAGCUUGUGCUCAAUAAACUUGGUACCGAUGCUUUAAUCAAUGAUAUUUUGGGAGAACUGGUCAAACUUGGAAAUAAAAGCGAGGCCGAUCAGACUGCCAAUUCUGCUAACGGGAGCAUAAUGCGGGAAGCAUCUUCUCUCGAAUACCAGAGGUCUGAAUCUCCACUUCAGGAGGUUGUGACAGAUGAUGGCGAUAAUCUGAGGCCGAUAGUUAUUGAUGGCAGCAACGUGGCGAUGAGCCACGGGAAUAAAGAAGUAUUUUCCUGUCGAGGAAUAAAAUUGGCUGUAGACUGGUUCUUGGAAAGAGGCCAUAAGGACAUCACAGUGUUUGUUCCAGCCUGGAGGAAGGAGCAGUCGAGACCUGAUGCUCUCAUAACAGAUCAAGAAAUUUUGCGAAAGCUGGAAAAGGAGAAAAUUCUGGUGUUCACUCCAUCCCGCAGAGUACAGGGAAGAAGAGUAGUGUGCUAUGAUGACAGAUUUAUUGUGAAGUUGGCUUUUGAAUCAGAUGGGAUCAUUGUAUCCAAUGACAACUAUAGGGAUCUCGCUAAUGAAAAGCCAGAAUGGAAGAAGUUCAUAGAUGAACGAUUGCUGAUGUAUUCAUUUGUCAAUGACAAAUUCAUGCCGCCCGAUGAUCCUCUUGGCCGCCACGGUCCGAGCCUGGAUAACUUUCUGAGGAAGAAACCUGUCGUCCCUGAACAUAAGAAGCAGCCGUGUCCAUACGGGAAGAAGUGCACCUACGGGCAUAAGUGUAAAUAUUACCAUCCCGAAAGGGGAAAUCAGCCUCAGCGUUCCGUCGCUGACGAACUCCGGGCCAUGUCGAGAACCACAGCAGCCAAAACCGCGAGCGAAGGAGGGUUGGUGAAAAGCAACAGUGUCCCUUGCAGUACGAAAAGCGACAGCGCUUCCGACGUCAAGCGCGCGGCUCCGAAGAGGCAGUCGGAUCCCAGCAUAAGAACGCACGUCUACCAAGAUUUGGAGGAAAAGCUUCCCACCAAAAACAAACUGGAGAGCAGGUCAGUCCCUUCUUUAGUCAGCGUACCCGCCGCUCCGGCUACCAAAACCCCGAGCACCGCGCCUCCGAGCAACGGCCUUCCGUCCGGAGUUCACUUCCCUCCUCAGGAUCAAAGAUCGCAGGGCCCGUAUCCGCCGAUGAUGAUGGCGUCCAAAAAUCACGGGACGCCGCUGCCUUACGAACAGUAUCCCACGUGCGAUUCGCCCGUGGACGUAGGGUAUUACUCCAUGUUGAGCGGGUACUCGAACCUCGGCCUCUCGGGCCCGCGGAGCCCCGAGAGGCGCUUCUCCUUGGACACGGAUUACCGGAUCAGCUCAGUGGCGUCCGACUGCAGCAGCGAAGGGAGCGUGAGCUGCGGGAGCAGCGACUCGUACGUGGGCUACAGCGAUCGGUCUUACGUCAGUUCCCCCGACCCGCAGCUGGACGAGAACCUGAAAUGUCCACACCUGCACCCCCACGGCCACGGCCGCCUGGGCUCCCAGGCCUUCCUCCAGACUUUCCACGACGCCUCGAUCCGAGCGCAGACCUACGGGCACGAGGACCCCAAGCAUCACCCCAGCGCCCCUCCUCUCCCCUACGCGGCCGUGCCCCUCCAGCACCCGGCCGCGAGCGCCCGCUCCAGCUGCCCCGGCGACUACCCCUCGCCCCAGAGCUCGGCCCCGUCGAAGGCGCCGCAUCUCGGGAGAUCCCUGGCGUCCACCCGGCUGGACAGCGGGUCGGAUUCCCGCCUGUACGACGGCUCCCCUUCCAGGCAGAGCCAGCCGCGCCCCCGCCCCGACGGGCUCGGGAGCUGGGAGCGGCCGGGUUUCGGGAUGGAUCCCUACGGCUAUCGCCAGACCUACUCUCUGCCGGACAACCCCACCCAGCCGUGCUACGAGCAGUUCGCCUUCCAGAGCCUGCCCGAGCAGCGGGAUCAGACGUGGAGGAUACCCUACUGCGGCCCGCCGCCGGACCCCCCGAGGUACCAGGAUAACCGAGAGAAGGUGUACGUCAACCUGUGCAACAUCUUCCCGCCCGACCUGGUGAGAGUCGUCAUGAAGAGGAAUCCCCACGUGACGGACGCUCAGCAGCUGGCGGCGGCCAUCCUGGUGGAGAAGUCCCAGCUGGGUUUCUGAGAGAGGCUGCAUCUUUGCGACGUGCGUGCGGCGGUUUGCGGUUCAGCUCAAAAGCUGAGGGACGUUUGCUACAAUAGCAUUUGCGAUCUCCUUCUCGGCAAGGAGGUUAUACUAGUAAUCCAUUUAUGUGAAAUACUCGAUCGUGGAAUCCGUUUGUACAUAGGCUCAAGCUUCGGAAAUACCGCGGGGUCGCUUUCCGUUCAAACCCGACCCUUUUUUAAGAAGAGAAAGUUGCCCUUUGUAAAACUAUAUUCGCGACUGGGUGGGGGGGUGUUGGCCAGUUUAAUAGAUAUAUCUAUGAUAUUCGAGACUGACCUUUGGUGCAUCAGGGGUUUAUAUGCAGCACUUUUUAUCGGGUUUCAAGUUUGAGGAACUCAAUUAGUAUUCAUCCAUCGUUUGCAAAGAAUAUCUGCAGAAAGUUGAGAGCAUUUUGGGUAGACCUAGAUGACUUUUUUUUUUUCAAGCCAAGCUUCAUCUGAACUUCUUACAGUGUUUUUAAGUUAUUUUAUUUGGGGAGGGGGGAGGGAAGGAGUGGAUUUCUUUGUAUUUUAACCGUUAUUUAUAGAAAAGAAAGACCGCGGCACUGAGUUUAUCUUUUAAAUGAAACGUACGUUACCGGUUUGUGUUGAAAUAGGUAACAAUAUAUUAGAAUGGUUUACAGUACGGCACUUUUCAUGGUUUCAUUUGGGGUCGUUUUUUAAUUUUUAAAAAGUUGUUUUAAUGUGUUCGAGGAGAGAGCAGAUGCAAUCAAUGGAAAGGAAUUGGUUUCCAUUUUUUUUUUUAGGUCAAGGCAAAAGCCUUUAAUGCUGCAGUUCCAACUGGCUCUGUAUUGGUGCACAGUCGUAUUGGAUAAAGUACCCAUUUCACAAUAUUUAGUUUUUUAUCUAAUUAUUCUCAAUACAAGUUUUGUAUUUAAGAUACCGUUCGGUUUUCUUGCUAUUUAUCGAGGCUGGCCUGAGACAGUUCUAUGUGUUGAGGAUAUGCAACAUUUUAUUGAUACUGCACUAUAUCGGGUCAGUGGUAACGCUGUAAAAUGAUAAAUUAAGGUGUUUUUUGUAAGAUACUGUAUAUUUUCUGGAAGGUAGCGUUCUCUAGCCUCUUGUAUUAUUAAGGCCUGGUUCUUGCCACAGAUAGCGUAGUUUUAGAAACAGGCGGAAGUCUGUUCUUGUAUAUUAGUAAGGGACAUUUUUGGUUUCAGAGUUACGGGUUUUGCUAGCUGCUUGUGAAUAUUUUUAGAGGUUAGAGAGUAGGCUUGGCAAUCAGCGACAGGCAGUGGUUUGCUUAACAGAAUUUGGACUGUUGCCUGCUUUUUCGGAAGUCCAUAUAAGCGUCCGAUCAGAGAGUCAAUCUCCUGAAACCACCUAGGAGAUCUCGUAUCUCACAACGUUGUUGCCGAUUAGCCUAUUAGCCGCGGUGCUGAGCAAAACCCUGAAGAACCAGAAUGUACCUUUUGCCGUUGAUACAAAUUGUAUCUUUUUAACUAUUUUCAUUUGUAGAUCUAGUUAAAACACAAAUGUGUAACUAUAUUUGAUUAGACAUUUAGGCAACAUUUUAUCCCUUAUUUAAAUGAAAAAAAAAAUGUAAGUAGAUUUGAGGUCUAGAGUAGGGUAGCCAAAAAAAGUUCAGUAAUUUAUUUAGCUAAGUAAAGUGUCCGUCUCGAUUUCAUAUAAUAUAUAUUAAAAUAACUUUAUUGGCAAUUUCUUCCUCCUAAGACCUAGCGAGUGUGAACUUGACUAAAAAUAAAGGUGAAAUGCUGCCUAAAAAUAAUGUCCAAGCACCUUUUAACUAGGAUAACAUUUUCACUACUUAUGUGACACCGUGUGUUGCACCGAGUAGGAUUUGGGUAUACAGUAAAUGCUUCUAAAAAGCAUUGUGCUUAUUGACACAGCCAAUAAUCUGAACCAUGUUCAGCAAACUUAAUACAGAAAGUGUUCCUCUCUACAGCUUUUACUGUUGUUUUUGAGGCCGAGUCGACAUUCACCCGUCUCCUGUGACAACAAGGCGGACGGUGCAAACGGGCUCUCUCGAGCGGUGCCCGUAAGGGAGGCAUCCCUCACCUGUAGAAAUCUUUCUCAUUGAUUUUAUCGGUCACUUCGUUGAACGCGUUUUACGGUAGAGACUGAUUCAGUGCCAUUAACGGAGUUUCGUUUGUACACGGUCCCGGUCUCCGUUUGAUCGUGAAGUUACCUUUUAUUUUUUAAAAUUUAUGGAAGCAGACUUGGCUACAUCAUAGCAUGGCGGGGGGCACUAUACUUACUGACGGUGUGGUGAUUUGAUCCGGACUUUUCGUUUUCAUUUUUCAUCUUCAUCUUUCAUCAUUUUUCAU
Tachyglossus aculeatus (Australian echidna) is the source of this 5109-nucleotide messenger RNA. RefSeq names its product zinc finger CCCH-type containing 12C (gene ZC3H12C). The coding region runs from base 111 to 2783 and encodes 890 amino acids. Gene Ontology annotation, cellular component: cytoplasmic ribonucleoprotein granule; nucleus. The transcript has 7 exons. Gene Ontology annotation, molecular function: RNA endonuclease activity; metal ion binding; mRNA binding. The record is from RefSeq and is a predicted model, not a curated record. Lineage: Eukaryota; Metazoa; Chordata; Mammalia; Monotremata; Tachyglossidae.